Messenger RNA from Zalophus californianus (California sea lion), 1242 nucleotides. It is a transcript of the gene JSRP1, whose product is annotated as junctional sarcoplasmic reticulum protein 1. The record is from RefSeq and is a predicted model, not a curated record. The coding region runs from base 1 to 1242 and encodes 413 amino acids. Lineage: Eukaryota; Metazoa; Chordata; Mammalia; Carnivora; Otariidae. Gene Ontology annotation, cellular component: sarcoplasmic reticulum. The transcript has 7 exons. Gene Ontology annotation, biological process: skeletal muscle contraction; regulation of ryanodine-sensitive calcium-release channel activity.
AUGUCAGGACAAGCUAACGCCGGCAGCCAGGGGCAUGGGGACCCCAAAACAUGGCUGUGGGAAGCUGGCAGAGCUGGGUCUGACAACAAGCUGCCCACGACCUCUGGCGGUUGGCUCUCCCUGGAGAAUCAGUUUCCCUAUCUGCCCUAUGGGAGUAGAGGCCGUGGGAAGAGGCAGGGGCCCCAGCGCUGGGAUCAGGAAGCCCCAGGGCCCCCCCAGCUCCUGCCUGUGGUGGCCGGAGCCUCCCCCUGCCCAACCCUGGAUCCGAGGUGCUCAGACGUCUCCAUGACAACCAGGGCCUUGGAGGAGCUGGAUGGAGGCCUGGGCAGCUGCCAAGCAGGCGAGGACCGCUCCACACUGGCUGACCCCUGCCCUGACCAGCCCCAGGAGGACAGGGCUCAAGCGAUGCCCAGACUGGCCGACUCUAGCGGCUGGCCCCAUGUUUCUCAAGCUGAGGGCAGCCCCGCAAGCAGUGUGGAUGCCAGGCCCAAGAAGACAGAGAAGGAGCCCGUGGCCAAAGUGGCCCCAGGACACGGGAAAGAGAGGCUGAAAGCAGGAGCAACACCCCGGAGCCCGGUGCGCAAGAAGGUGCAGGCCUCACCACCCCCGCAGCGGCCGCCGCCACCCCCAGCCCCUGCCCUGAGCGAGGAGCUGCCCUGGGGAGACCUGUCACUCAACAAGUGCCUGGUGCUCGCCUCAUUCGUGGCGCUGCUGGGCUCGGCCUUCCAGCUGUGCCGCGAUGCUGUGGCCGGGGAGGCAGAUGCCCCUGCACCUGUCCCUGAGCCGUGGGUACCUCCAAGCUCGGCCCCGGAGCCAGCAUCAGCCCGGCCGAAGCCCAAGGCCUGGGCGCCCCCAUCGGGACCCCCGGAGCCCCAGGAGGAGGAGGAGGAGAAGGCCGAGGUUCCAGCAAGCCGGGAGGGCGCAGAGAAGGCUGCUGGGGAAAAGCGCGCGCCCAAGGAGCCUCCACGCAAGGAGGAGAGGCCUCGGAAGGAGAGGCCGCGGAAGGAGAAGCCGCGGAAGGAGGUGAGGCCUCCGAAGCAGGAGAAGCCACCGGCCGCCAGGGAGCCCCGAGCGGCCCUACCCCGGCGCUGGGAGGUGCGCGAAGGAGGCCAUCGGCAUUGGAUGCAGGACUCCCGAGACCCCGGACACAAAAAGAGGCAGGCCUGGAACUCCCCGCGGCGCCCCGACACGGACCCGCCUCCCGGACGCCAGAGGCACCGCGCGGGCAAGGGGCGGGACUGA